GGCUCGCAGCUGCCGGCCCCGGGACUUCAGCUGCGGCCGCAGCAUGGGGCGCUUCCGCGGGGGCCUGCGGUGCAUCAAGUACCUGCUGCUCGGCUUCAACCUGCUCUUCUGGCUGGCCGGCUCAGCCGUCAUUGCAUUUGGACUGUGGUUUCGGUUCGGAGGCUCCAUAAAGGAUUUGCCACCAGAGGACAAAUACCCAGAGCAUUUCUACGUAGGCCUCUACGUGCUGGUUGGAGCGGGGACCCUGAUGAUGGCCAUGGGAUUCUUCGGGUGCUGCGGUGCCGUGCGCGAGUCCCAGUGUGUGCUGGGAUCAUUUUUCACCUGCCUUGUGGUGAUAUUUGCUGCUGAAGUGACCACUGGGGUAUUUGCUUUUAUAGGCAAGGAUGUAGCUAUACGACACGUGCAGACCAUGUAUGAAGAGGCUUACAGUGAUUACCUUAAAGACAGGGGAAGGGGAAAUGGAACCCUCAUCACCCUCCACUCAGCGUUCCAGUGUUGUGGAAAAGAAAGCUCUGAACAGGUCCAACCCACGUGUCCAAAGGAGCUCGUAGGUGGUAAGAAUUGCAUUGAUGAAAUUGACACUAUUAUCCGUGUGAAGCUACAGCUCAUUGGAAUUGUCGGUGUUGGGAUUGCAGGCCUAACGAUCUUCGGCAUGAUAUUCAGCAUGGUCCUUUGCUGUGCAAUACGAAACUCACAUGACGUGAUCUGAAGCUACUUGGCCAUGAGUGUGGCAUCCUGGAGCUCUCAUACGAAACGUCACAGAGCUAUCUCAUCUCCUCAAUAUUCAGAGGACAGUGGGAUGGAAAAUACUUUGCUGCCAGUUGUACAUUUGCACAUGUAUGGAUGUCUGAUUCAUUACUGGGGUGCCCCUGGAGUGAACGUCUGUGAAUGUUGAGUGAGAACAUUUUCAUGUGUGAGCUGUGUGUUUCUGGUAUGUGCAUUCAUGAUAAGAAUGAAAUCUAUCUGCUGAGAA
Perognathus longimembris pacificus (Pacific pocket mouse) is the source of this 973-nucleotide messenger RNA. RefSeq names its product tetraspanin 2 (gene Tspan2). Gene Ontology annotation, cellular component: membrane. The coding region runs from base 44 to 709 and encodes 221 amino acids. NCBI's taxonomy places the organism in Eukaryota, Metazoa, Chordata, Mammalia, Rodentia, Heteromyidae. The transcript has 8 exons. The record is from RefSeq and is a predicted model, not a curated record.